Molecule: messenger RNA, 2639 nt
Organism: Candidula unifasciata
Lineage: Eukaryota; Metazoa; Mollusca; Gastropoda; Stylommatophora; Geomitridae
Source: the annotation of a GenBank genome assembly
GUUGACGGGAAAUCGCUGCAGGGCUACUCCAACCAUCAAGCGGUCGAGGUGCUGAAGAACACGGGACAGAUGGUCAGACUGAAGCUGGUUCGAUUCCGCCACGGCCCUAAGUACGACAAGUUGCAGGAAUAUCUUGCCCAAGCCAACCAGUCUGUUGUUGCCUCGCCGCCGCCGACUGACAAGGAGACCACGGCAGUGUCCAACCCGACCUAUGACCUCAAUUCCAAGCACCUUGACCUUGAGGACAACCAAAUCUUUGUUGAUGAUUAUGGUGGAGCCCUAUCGCCAGAUGUGGAAGCAGCAAUCAAGGCAGCCUGGGAGCCAAUAGUGGGCAACGAUUUCUUGGUUGUGGUGGCACAGUUGUCCAAGUUCAAGGAAGGCGGUGGCCUUGGCAUCAGCCUGGAGGGCACAGUGGAUGUAGAAGAUGGUGUAGAAGUUAGACCUCAUCAUUACAUCCGCUCCAUCCUACCUGAUGGUCCCGUGGGGCUCAACGGCAGGCUCAAGAGUAGUGAUGAGCUGCUGGAGGUGAAUGGAAGGAGACUGCUGGGCCUCAAUCAUGUUAGUGUUGUAGAGAUUCUCAAGGACCUGCCCCAGCAUGUCCGGCUGGUGUGUGCCCGAAGGAAGUCCACUCAAGCAGAGAUGCAGAUGCACAUGGCUAUGCCUGAUCUCCCCAAGGUGGAGCCUGAACCAUUCCUGACCGAAAGAUUAGUAAAAGCCAAGUCGGAGAUGUCGCUGUCAGUGUCCGAACCCCCAGCAGCAAACCUCAACAAGUCCAAGUCCAGGUCACUGGAGCCCCUGACAGGGCUGGCCAUGUGGAGCCCCCAGCCCGUGGUCAUAGAACUGGAGAAGGCAGACAGAGGGCUGGGCUUCAGUAUACUUGAUUAUCAGGACCCAGUUAACCCCAAUGAUACAGUGAUCGUCAUCAGAAGCCUGGUCCCAGGCGGUGUGGCGCAGAUGGAUGGACGGCUGGUUCCUGGAGAUAGGCUGAUUUUUGUCAACAAUGUCAAUGUUGAACAUGCCACAUUGGAUGAGGCUGUCCAAGCACUAAAGGGGGCAGCUCGGGGCAUCGUGAAAAUAGGCGUGGCUAAACCAUUGCCCUUGAAAGACACAUUCAGAAUGGAGUCACAGCAGUCUCGUUUGGAAGAAUCUGUGCUUCCACCCUUUACUCCAGCAGCCGCCGACAAGGAAACCUCUGCAUUUGCCUUACACAACGAAGCAUUGACAGCACAUGAAUUUGAAACUGGGCAUUUAGAAGAACCUCUCUCAGAUGUUUCUGAUUCCUCCAUAAUUUUUGACAAACUUAAAGUGGAGAUACCUUCAGAAGAAGCUGCUGUCUCCUUAGACUACAAGUCCCUGGAUUCCGACCAAUCUGCUUUUUCUCUAGAACACUCUUUUAUCCAGUCGGAUUCAUCUGGUGACACCAAGCAAGACAUGAGACGGAAAGAUAGCUUCUACGAGAGUGAUGAUGAUGGUAAAACUAAGAAAGCUUCCUCUGGGAAGGCCCUAACCAAGAUCGUGAAUAUUGAUAUGGACCAGCCACCAGCUUACGAGUCUGCUGUAUCACAGUCUGAGUCUGUUGUUGUUUCUGAUCGACCUUUACGAGCAGCAGCCAUUGUAAAGCCUCCUCGAGCAGGGAAACCCAAAAGGGAUUUGAACACUGCAAACAGUUCCCUCCCCUCCGAGACUGGCUUUAGCGUUUUUGUGAUGGGUAAGCCAGUAGCGAGUGAGCAGCAUCAGUUUAUGGAACCAGUUACCAAAGACACAAAUUGUCCCGACACUCAUGCAGCACUUGAAAGCACCAGUGCUGCACAGCUUUCUUCUAAUGGAGAAACCCUUGCAGAAACAGUUGCUGCAGAAGUCAGUUCUGAUGAGGAAGUCCCUGCACCACCACUUCGAGGUCAGUCUACAGAAGUAUCUGGUCACAACUUGACAGCAGACCCAUCCCAGCUUGACCUUUCUGCCAGUUUGGACUCUGCAGAAAUUAACUCAUAUCAGAUGAUCCGUGGCUGGCCUGACACCAGUGAGGCAGCCGUUCCCCCGCUGGAGCCACCCAGGAGGGGCCCGCCCCCAAUUCCCCCCAAACCCAAGGAUGCCAGGACCAGCCUUCUGGUGCUCGCCCACGCCAAGGAAGCCCCGCCUGCACUGCCAGUCACCUCCCCUCCCCCAGCUUCUUCGCCUCUUGCCUCCCCUGUAACGCCACCCCUGAGGCCCCCGCCAAGUUCCCCCAAGUGGGGCGACGGGGAGUUCAAGCUCCAUGGAAAACAAGCCAUCAUUCAUCGGAAAACCAGCAGCUCAUCCUCGGAACACAUGACCUCAAGUGACCUUAAGACCCCUCCCACCUCCCCUCUCAGUCGGGGACACUCCACCCUGACCUCUCCCGUCUGCAGUCCCAGCCUAGAGCGCACCAUUCACAUCCAGAAGGCAAACUUGCAUCUUGGGCUGAGUCUAGAGGCUGUCGACAAAGCUUCCCGAGGCUGUAUUGUCAAGAGCAUAGCCAAGCCUAGUGCUGUUGAACAAGAUGGCCGCAUUCAGCCCGGAGACUAUAUCGUGUCCUUGAACAGUGAAAGCCUCAAGAGAAUCACCAACGCACAAGCCAGAGCCAUCUUGAGACGUUCCUCGCUGCAAGGUUCCGAUGUCAG